Molecule: messenger RNA, 1596 nt
Organism: Protopolystoma xenopodis
Lineage: Eukaryota; Metazoa; Platyhelminthes; Monogenea; Polystomatidea; Polystomatidae
Source: the annotation of a GenBank genome assembly
AUGCAAUUUGCCCACCGCCUCUCGGAUGUCGGGGCUAGUCUAAAUUGGCGUUGUCCCGUGUCGACUCAAAACAUUUUCGCCUUCCCUACGGCUCAUUUCCAGCUAGAAGCUCUUGUCGCCAAGGCCCUGGAUACGGCUGUCAGUGAUGGUGGCCCCGGGUCCAGCAAGGCUGCUGAACAAGUCACGGAGUUUCGGAAGAUUUUAUCCUCAGAAUCAGACGGUUGGCUUGAGGCUCUCUCACCCGAAGCUCGAGCUCUUUUGCCAUAUCCUGGCGAUACACUACUGAUGUCCGCUAUUCGCACAGGCUCUGCCCUUGCGGCCUGCUUCCUUCUCGACUCUGCCACCUACUCUAAUUCCAGCGGCCAAAGCGAAGGAAAAGUUGCUGAGAGUGGAUUAGCAUGUGCAGAGUCGAGCCUCACGCCGGGUGAGACGUCUCUCCACCUGGCCGUUGAGGCUGGGCUUAUUCAGUUAGCUAUUAGGUUGGCAAGCUACCCUGGGUCGCCUGCUGAUCCUAAUAGGCGACGUCUUCUCUUUCGCCUAAGGAAUGCAGAAUGUGUGGAUUUUGAUACAGAAGAGUUGACCAAGGAGGAGGUUACGCAGGCUGGCGUGUGGGCAGCCAAAGAUGACACUAGAAUUCGGUCUUGCCUAGGUACCCGCCUAUCUCUUGCAAAUGCCCAAUUCUUCAGUCCUUCAUUUGUUACUCCAUCGAUAAAAGCCUCAAGUAACGAGCCGACCGCAAAUCAGGUUCCCUCGUCUCCAUCCUUAGUCACUAGCGUCUACGGCCUAGGCAGCGGCGGACUGACGAACCGUUCUCAGUCUCCGGAUUUUUGGAAGCCGGGACUUGGCUUGUCGGCGAUAACCGCUGGGCGGGAACAAGUGACGCGGGUGGAAUCUGACAGGGGCGUUACCCAUGGUAAUGAGAGUGCGGCGGAUGCUAGUGGCCUUAGCAAAAAGGCGACAAAUAUUCUCCUCUCUAAUCCGUUUGGAAAUGAAGAUAAUAAUAUUGACCAGCCAGAAAAAACGCAUGCUGGUACCAAGUUAGAGGAAAGGCUAUUCAACUCAAAGAACAAUCCCUUCGAUUUUGAAUCAUCUGAGGUCUCUGGCUCCUUCUCUCAAAAUUCUAAUCUCAUUACCAGUACCAGCGCAACUGGUGCUAUUCAAGGCUGCAGUGGCCUGACGCAGUCGGCCAACCAGGAUCUUAACGAGGAUAGGCGGGAACUCUCUUUCAGUGGGUCAACUGAAUCAGCCAAUAAGUCAACGGGACUCACUUGCACUUCGCUACCAUCCGCGCGUCGCAUGGACCCAGAGGGUGCACAGACUGGCUUGUCUGCGCUUAUAAAAAUAUGUGAUCCUUCCUCCCACGCUGAGCUGGCUUCACAGGCUGAUGAUGCCAAAGCCAAUUAUGAUGACACGGCUGCCACGUUGGCCUCUGAGCCAGGCCAGUCGAGAAGACAUCACGUCUGGUCUCAUCGUAGGUUGAUUACUGAGACUUACUCGGAGAAACGGACUCCUCUGCAUUUGGCUGUAGUGAACAAUAUGAUUGAAUUGGUAGAAUUUUACUUGGAUCCAGGUACAUCAAAUCUUAAACUUAAUUAA